Messenger RNA from Peromyscus californicus insignis, 1520 nucleotides. RefSeq names its product zinc finger HIT-type containing 2 (gene Znhit2). Lineage: Eukaryota; Metazoa; Chordata; Mammalia; Rodentia; Cricetidae. Bases 275 to 1474 code for a protein of 399 amino acids. The record is from RefSeq and is a predicted model, not a curated record. The transcript has a single exon.
UUUAUUUUUACAUAAUUUGGUAAAACCACAGGGAACAAGCUGGGAUCAGCUACAUAAUGCUUUCGAACUCAGCGAGCUACGGUGCUGGGAGGAACUUGGCUCUUCUGCACAUGCCCAAAGGGCUACUCAGAAGACGAAAGUUACCGAGAAGCCUCGGGAAUGGGCCAAAGGAGACUACGUCGCCCCACGCACAAAGGCGGAAAUAACCGAAGAAGCGCCGGAAGUGGCGGAGCUGCAGCCGCUGUGUGGUGCCCGACACGCGGUGCCAGUUGCCAUGGAGCCCGCAGGGCUCUGCGGCUUCUGCCCAGGCGGGGAGGCACUGCCGGCGCGCUACACCUGUCCGCGCUGCAACGCGCCCUACUGCUCGCUGCGCUGCUACCGGGCACAUGGCUCCUGCGCGGAAGACUUCUACCGCGACCAGGUGCUGCGGGAGCUCCGCGGCCGGAGCGCCUCACCCAGCCGUCUGGCGGGCGCACUACGCCGGCUCCGCGAACAACGCGAGGCCGAGGAUGAGCCUGAGGAAAUAGGCCUCAGGCCGGACCCGCGGCCGAGCGGCCUUUCUGGACUCUGGGAACGCUUGGCGCCGGCUGAGAAGGCGGCGUUCGAGCGGCUGCUGAGCCGUGGCGAAGCUGGGCGCCUUCUGCCCCCUUGGCGGCCCUGGUGGUGGGGCCGCGGGGUUGGCCCGCGUUUUCUGGAGGAGUUGGAUCGUGCCCCGGGCAGGGAUCUUUCAGAGCCGGAGUCCACGCCCGAGAGGACGGCGUCCGAAUCUCUGGAUGAUGCGGCCGCCGCGGUGCCACUUGCUGAGGACUCCGCGGCCGCUCGGCCGCCCGCAGUGCCCACCCGUAUCCCAGCGCUGGCCAGCCUGAGCCGCAGCCCGGCUUCGCCACUCGUGCGCUUCCAGCUGCCCAACGUGCUGUUCGCCUACGCUCACACUCUAGCCCUGUAUCAUGGAGGGGAUGACGACGCCCUGCUCUCCGAUUUCUGUGCCACGCUGCUCGAUGUUUCUGGAGCCCUGGGCGCCCAGCAAGUCUUUGACUCUACGGAGGAAGCCCUGCAGGCCGCAGCCCACGUGCUGGAAUCGGGCGAACAUCCACCCGGGCCCUUGGGUACGCGGGGUGCCAUGCAAGAGGUUGCUCGUAUUCUGCUGGGCGAGGGUCCUGUCAACCAGAAAGGCUACACGCUGACAGCACUGGGGCACCUGGCGCAGACCUUGGGCAGAGCCCGGAAACAGGCCGUGAUCAGCGAAGAGCGAAAUCGCCUUUACCGGGCUCGGAAGAAGUGCCAGUUCCUGCUGGCCUGGACCAACGAAAACGAGGCUGUCCUCACACCAUUGGCUCUAGACUGUGCCAGGGCCCACCGAGCCCAUGCUGUCACAGCCGAGGAGAUGGCAACCCUUACUGGGGAGCUGGAGCGGCUUUGGGGAGGCCCGGUGCCACCUGCUCCAAGGACUCUCAUUGAGGAACUCCCGGGCUGAGCUGGGUGUCCGUGUCAUUAAUAAAGACGUCACUGGUCUGCCUAGA